Miscanthus lutarioriparius is the source of this 1746-nucleotide messenger RNA. Lineage: Eukaryota; Viridiplantae; Streptophyta; Magnoliopsida; Poales; Poaceae. The record is from the annotation of a GenBank genome assembly.
AUGUUCUUCAACAGUAGCUUGGAAGAAUCUGGUACGAACACCCACAAUAUAUCUUGGAAUGCCCCCGCCAAGGGUAUUACUAUCCCCGGUUAUUUCGAUGCUGACUUGUUCAAUUAUAACACUUUCUUCUUCCUUGGCUGCGAUUUUGAUGUUGACUUGUUCGAUUAUGUAAGGAACCCUAUCGGCUCCUGCAUGAGCAGGUGCCACGGCAAGGUAUUGCCGAAUCAAGGGCCUUGCAAUGGGUUUGGUUGCUGUUCCAUCACUCUACAAAACGACAUCUCAGGCUUUCAAGGAACAAUUGUUCGGGCUGAUUAUAUGGCAGCACAGUCAUAUCCUCUGCACCCUGGCAUCAUGGCUUUCAUGUCGAUUAGAGAUUAUUACAUGGAAAAUACGACUGAUCUUUUCUCAAGAUGGACAAAUGCAAGCAAGAUUGAUGACGCUGCACUUUGGGUUGCCACCAUGGACCAACCAAGCUGCAAAAUCGCGCAGAUGAACAAGGCAAGCUAUGCUUGUGGUGGCACCGACAGCAUUUGUAGAAAUGCAUCACAUGGAGAUUACAACCCGAAGCCUAAAGAGCAUUGCUGGAGGUCAUGUGGAAACAUGACCAUUCCCUUCCCUUUUGGCCUCGAAGAAGAUUGUUAUGGAAACAAAAGGUUCAAGCUUAAUUGUACAGCAGAAGCUAUAAAUGCACGCCAUGCCCUCACAGUAAAGAAUUUGAUUCUAUUAAGGGGCAGUGUGUCAUAUCGACUAAGCAACGGAACCUUCUUUUGGGUUGCAAUUGGAAUUGGUUGUGGCCUUGGCUCCAUAUUUAUUGCAUUGGGUGCAAUUCUACUUGUCAAUAAGUGGAAGAAAGGCAUCCAAAAGAGAAUCCGACGAGCAUACUUCAAGAAAAAUCAAGGUUUGCUAUUGGAGCAACUGAUCUCAGAUGAAAGCGCUACAAGCAAAACAAAGAUAUUCUCAUUGGAGGAACUAGAGGAGGCGACUAACAACUUUGAUGCUACACGUGUUCUUGGUCGUGGAGGACAUGGAAUAGUUUAUAAAGGGAUUCUAUCAGACCAACGUGUGGUGGCUAUAAAAAAAUCCAAAAUAGUGGAGCAAAUAGAGAUAGACCAAUUUAUCAAUGAGGUUGUCAUUUUGUCUCAAAUCAGUCAUCAUAAUGUGGUGAAACUGUUUGGUUGCUGCCUAGAAGAUGUGGUGCCCUUGCUUGUAUAUGAAUUCAUUUCAAAUGGAACUCUGUAUGAACUUCUUCACACUAAUACUACAUUAAAAUGCUUGCUUUCAUGGGAUGAUCGCAUUAGGAUUGCUACAGAAGCAGCAGGGGCUCUUGCUUAUCUACACUCAGCAGCUACAAUAUCAAUUUUCCAUAGAGAUGUCGAGUCUUCAAAUAUACUAUUGGAUGACAACUUCACCACAAAGGUUUCAGAUUUUGGUGCUUCAAGAUCUCUUUCACUUGAUGAGACCCAUGUGGUGACAGUUGUUCAAGGAACAUUCGGUUACUUGGAUCCACAGUAUUAUCAUAGUGGUCAACUAACGGAGAAGAGUGAUGUAUACAGUUUUGGAGUAAUACUUGUGGAGCUUUUGACAAGAAAGAAGUCAAUUUUUAUUAAUGAUUUAGGUGCAAAGCAAAGCUUGUCCCAUUUCUUCAUUGAAGGACUUCACCAAGGGUCUCUUAUUGAAAUAAUGAUUACUCAAGUUGUGGAAGAAGCAGACCAGGAAGAGAUUAGUGAAAUUGUCUUACUUACAUAA